Molecule: messenger RNA, 2001 nt
Organism: Odocoileus virginianus texanus
Lineage: Eukaryota; Metazoa; Chordata; Mammalia; Artiodactyla; Cervidae
Gene: FOXRED1
Product: FAD dependent oxidoreductase domain containing 1
Biological process (GO): mitochondrial respiratory chain complex I assembly
Cellular component (GO): cytoplasm
Molecular function (GO): oxidoreductase activity
Source: RefSeq, a predicted model, not a curated record
GGGAGUGCUCGAAUGAACGACUGGCGGCGCGUAGCAGUGACUGCAGGCUGAGACUAUACCCGGGUAGGGUGCCGCUCUCCUAGCGGCCAGGAGCAGCAGGGCCAUGCUUCAGAGGGCGCUGCGGCUCCGCCUGGGCCCGUACCUCUCCGGACGGGGGCUAGGCACAUACAGAGGAGGCUCUACUCUGGACUGGGAUGGAAAGGUGUCGGAGAUCAAGAAGAAGAUCCAGUCCAUCUUCCCUGGCGGGGCUUGGAGCCCUCUGUAUGACACCAGCCACCUGCCCCCCGAACGCUCAGAUGUGGUGAUUGUAGGGGGUGGGGUGCUUGGCCUGUCGGUGGCCUACUGGCUGAAGAGGCUGGAGAAGCAGCGAGGUGCCAUUCGGGUGCUGGUGGUGGAGCGGGACCACACGUAUGCCCAGGCCUCCACUGUGCUCUCCGUGGGCGGGAUUCGCCAGCAGUUCUCAUUGCCUGAGAACGUCCAGCUCUCCCUCUUUUCGGCCGAAUUUCUACGGAACAUCAAUGAGUACCUGGCGGUGGUCGAUGACCCUCCCCUGGACCUCCAGUUCAACCCCUCCGGUUACCUCCUUCUGGCUUCUGAGGAGGGGGCUGCGAUCAUGGAAAGCAAUGUGAAAAUGCAGAGGAAGGAAGGAGCCAAAGUCUGUCUGAUGUCUCCAGAGCAGCUUCAGAAAAAGUUUCCCUGGAUCAGCACAGAGGGAGUGGCCUUGGCAUCAUACGGGCUGGAGAACGAGGGUUGGUUUGACCCCUGGUGUCUGCUCCAGGGGCUUCGGCGAAAGUUACAGUCCAUGGGGGUCCUUUUCUGCCAAGGAGAGGUGACACGUUUCAUCUCUUCUUCCAGCCACAUGGAGACUGGCAGCGGGGAGCAGGUGACUUUGAAAAGGAUCCAUGAGGUCCAUGUGAAGAUGGACCGCAGCCAGGAGUUCCAGCCUGUGGAGUGUGCCAUCGUGGUCAAUGCAGCGGGGGCCUGGUCUGGGCAAAUCGCAGAGCUGGCUGGUGUUGGGAACGGGCCGCCGGGCACCAUGCAGGGCACCAGGCUGCCCGUGGAGCCAAGGAAAAGGUAUGUGUACCUGUGGCACUGCCCCCAGGGACCGGGCCUGGAGGCACCGCUCGUCGCAGACCCCAGUGGAGCCUAUUUCCGUCGGGAAGGAUUAGGCAACAACUACCUGGGCGGCUGUAGCCCCACGGAGGAGGAGGAGCCAGACCCAGGGAACCUGGAAGUGGACUACGAUUUCUUCCAGGAGAAGGUGUGGCCCCGUUUGGCCCAGAGGGUACCAGCUUUUGAGACUCUAAAGGUCCGGAGCGCCUGGGCUGGUUAUUAUGACUACAACACCUUUGACCAGAAUGGCGUGGUGGGCCCCCACCCGCUUGUCGUCAACAUGUACUUUGCGACAGGCUUCAGCGGCCACGGGCUCCAGCAGGCCCCCGCCGUGGGGCGGGCUGUGGCGGAGAUGGUGCUAGAGGGCCACUUCCAGACCAUCAACCUGAGCCCCUUCCUCUUCAGCCGCUUUUACUUUGGAGAGAAGGCCCAGGAACACUGUAUCCUCUGAGCUCAGGAGCGCCUCAUGGGCCCGCCACCAACUCUAUUACCCUGGGCUCUGUUCUCGGCCAUGCUCAUACCUCCUCGCCACUUGGGCUCUCCCCAGCACCAAGCCAGGAUCUCCUCCACCCACCUCUCGUCCAGGGCACCCUGCCCCACAUGAGCCCAGGCCCAGGCUGACGGAGAACGAUGGGGCGGGACCCCAGGACUGAUCACAGCUCAGGUUGAUGCCUCCCACCAGUAGCCCAGCGGGACACAACACCUCAGGGGACCUGAGCACCAGGACCCAGGACUGGCUCCUUCUUGGUACCAACCCAGAGAGACUGCCUCUGCCUUUCUCCACAGAGCCCAGACCAGAAGCAACCUGGGGCAGCUUGGCUUAGGUCUAUUGACUUUUCUGUUUACCCUACUCAUUGAUCAAUAAAUGUGAUUAACUCCUUCCUUUUA